UCUAUACCGAGAGUAUUUGAGGAAUGUCAACGCAAGACAUGUCAACGAACGCAGCUGUUUUCAAUCCAACGUUUGUGUAAACACAAGACUUGUUUCCGCUGGGUUCUCCGCUGCGCUCUGGGCUGAGCGAGCAUGCACACUGUCACUGUGUCCACCCAACGAACAAGUCAAUGGCCCAUUUUUCCAAUGUAAAUGUGAAGCGACUCUCAUUGGCUUCCGAAUCCACCAUGUUGACCCAAAAUACAUGUACCUGAUAGAGAGAUCGGUGACACAACGCCAGCCGAUAUCCUGCGGACAUGUGGCGAUCAGGUGCCAUUACAUCUGCAUUGCGAGGCUCUUGACACAAGAAGGCUGGGAGUUGGAAAACGCGGCUUGGGAUCCUUUGGUCGAUUGCGAUAGAGACUCCCCAGGAACAGCAGAGCGAGAGAGACUCUGUCACCACAAAAAACCAGGUCCCAAGAGCAAGUCGAGUCAGUCGAAGCAAUGUACCGCUACUCUCCAGAGGGAGCUAAUCUUACAAGUGCCUCUUACACAAUCGAUCUUUACCAUUGAUCUCAACAAAGAGCCCGCUGAAGAUCCAGUUGCACCUCUCACUGCAGCUGGCUCAUCUCAACAGCCAAAUCUCAACCUGGAGUGCACACAGACAUUUUUAAGUUUCGGUCUCGAGCAGAAUGAGGUGUGCCUUGACCCCAAAGACCCCCAACCCGGAUAUUGCCCUCCUGGCCCCUAGCUCCUGCUCUGUUGUGUUAUAAAAGCAGAGUCUUGGACCCUACACAUGGCAUUGCUCUCUAGAUGUUCUGGCUGCUCAAGACUCCAUUCUCUGCUCUUCUUCCUCUCGUCUCUCUUCUCUCAUCAACGCUUGUCACAAUAUCUCUACUUGUGCUCUUACCCUUCUUGCUCCCCAACAAUAUCAUCCUCAUAUCUCUUCUGGCGCUCUUGCCCGUUAACGCCCGCCUCGUUGUCUCCUACGUCUCUUCUUUAUGUCGCAGACCUGACAUCUCCAAGUCAGCUCCUGUACUCUCGUUCCCUCUUCACUGUCAGAUUUCUCGCUCGAGCCUGAAAAUAUCAAGAGACAGCCUUGUGACAUCGCUGCUCAAUCACUUGUUCUUUGUGACCACGGUUGUUUGCAAAGUACCUGCAGCACUGUAAGGCCGCAGGUG
Molecule: messenger RNA, 1160 nt
Organism: Protomyces lactucae-debilis
Lineage: Eukaryota; Fungi; Ascomycota; Taphrinomycetes; Taphrinales; Protomycetaceae
Exons: 1
Coding region: 245-730 (161 amino acids)
Source: RefSeq, a predicted model, not a curated record